Messenger RNA from Trichomycterus rosablanca, 3952 nucleotides. It is a transcript of the gene map4k5, whose product is annotated as mitogen-activated protein kinase kinase kinase kinase 5. The transcript is spliced from 34 exons. NCBI's taxonomy places the organism in Eukaryota, Metazoa, Chordata, Actinopteri, Siluriformes, Trichomycteridae. The record is from RefSeq and is a predicted model, not a curated record. Bases 355 to 3003 code for a protein of 882 amino acids. Gene Ontology annotation, cellular component: cytoplasm. Gene Ontology annotation, biological process: protein phosphorylation; intracellular signal transduction. Gene Ontology annotation, molecular function: MAP kinase kinase kinase kinase activity; ATP binding.
GACGGAGCGCUGUAGCUUAGCUAGAAGAUUAGCACUAUAACCGCCUGCGUGGUCCACCGUCGUUCAGUUGGAAGAAUAAGCACUUUUGAACUGACUGAGGAUGUUUUGCGAUGCUUUUUAAUGCAAAAUGAGCCUCAGUACUUAAAGAAUAUUUCGUACAAACUUGUGUAAAUGGUGGAGAUGGAAUAUACGCGAGGAAACAGAAGGUUCUUUACAGAAUAACAACUUUGGUUGUCGAAUGCGAAAAUGAGUCAUAUUUGGAAGCAAGGUGUUUGAUGCAAUAUUUGGAAAAUCAUUAACCCAGCUAGACUACCAUUGUGGAACUCUCUGUGACUCGCAGCAGCAAGCUCUGGAAUGGAUCACUAUUCUAGAUCCAGCGGUGAGAUACAGCGCAGAAACCCCCAGCAUGACUUUGAGCUCAUCCAGCGAGUGGGCAGUGGCACAUAUGGAGACGUCUUUAAGGCUCGUAGCAUCUCCACCGGAGAGUUAGCAGCUGUAAAGAUCAUCAAACUGGAGCCAGGAGAUGAUUUCUCAAUCAUCCAGCAGGAAAUCUUCAUGGUGAAAGAAUGUACUCAUCAGAACAUUGUGGCCUACUUCGGAAGCUACCUCUGUCGAGAGAAGUUGUGGAUUUGUAUGGAGUAUUGUGGAGGAGGCUCAUUACAGGACAUCUAUCAUGUGACUGGUCCCCUAGCUGAGCCUCAGAUUGCUUAUGUGUCCAGAGAGACACUGCGGGGUCUGGAAUAUCUGCACUCCAAAGGAAAAAUGCACAGAGAUAUCAAGGGGGCAAAUAUUUUGCUUACUGAUAACGGAGAUGUCAAACUAGCGGACUUUGGUGUAGCGGCAAAAAUAACAGCCACAAUUGCCAAAAGGAAAUCCUUUAUUGGCACCCCCUACUGGAUGGCCCCAGAAGUGGCAGCAGUAGAGAAGAACGGAGGCUACAAUCAGUUGUGUGACAUCUGGGCUGUAGGAAUUACAUCCAUAGAGCUCGCAGAAUUGCAGCCUCCAAUGUUUGACCUUCACCCCAUGAGAGCUUUAUUCCUAAUGUCCAAAAGCGGCUUCCAGCCACCCAAAUUAAAAGACAAGCUCAAAUGGUCUGCAGCCUUCCACAACUUUGUAAAAAUUUCUCUUACAAAGAACCCGAAGAAGAGACCCACAGCUGAGAAGCUGCUGACGCAUGUGUUUGUGGCGCAGCCAUGUUUGAGUCGCAGACUCGCAGUGGAGCUGCUGGAUAAGAUGAAUAACCCAGACCCUCCUGUCUACAUGGAGAAAGACGAUGAUGACCUCGAGCUUCCAGCUCAACAGAAAACCAUCCGUUCAUCCCACAAGAACCCUCGAGCUGAGAAAACCCGCUCCGAGCUCGACUUCGAUAAGCUGAAGUUUGAGCCUCCUCGCGUGAAGGAAACAGAAGCACGUGUGGAAAUGGAUGUAACCAAAGAGAAUGAGUUCUCCUCUCAGUGGAGCCCAUUUGGUGAAAGCGGAGUCUCCCCUAGGGGAUAUAAGACACCACUAGAGGAUGCCUUUGAGGAAGUGGAUUUAUCCACUCUUAAACGUGUGCCCCCACCUCUUCCUCCUAAGCCACCUAUUCAAAACAAUGCAUCUGAUGAUCUGGGUUUGAGUGAUGGAUGUUCAACGGUUAAGCGCUUCCCAGACUCAGAUAAUGGGCCAGUAAAAACACCCCACAGGCAGAGCACACCAGAGAGGGGCAAUAGGAUGGAACAGACACAGUCUGCCUACCUGUCUUCCAGUGUGAGCAGCCCUGGACAGCUCUCACAUGCCACAGAACACGCUCCUCUCUCCCUUAAUUCCAAACCAGCAGAUAAUGACUCUGGGGACUCUGUGAAUGGAGACACUCCCAGAUCACCACCCGGCCGGCCACAGAAGAAAGAAAAGAAAGAAUUCCCUAAGCCAGCGAUUAAUGGCCUGCCGCCAACCCCUAAAGUCCUGAUGGGCGCAUGUUUCUCUAAAGUAUUUGAUGGCUGUCCUCUUAAAAUCAACUGUGCCACUUCAUGGAUUCAUCCAGAGACCAAAGAUCAGUACUUGAUCUUUGGGACAGAGGAUGGGAUCUACACUCUUAACUUGAAUGAGUUACAUGAGGCCACCAUGGAGCAGUUGUUCCCACGCAAAUGUACGUGGCUCUACGUUAUAAAUAAUACCCUCAUGUCAUUAUCAGGGAAAACCUUCCAGCUGUACUCUCACAAUCUGAUUGGCCUGUUUGAGCAGCUUAAAAAACCUGGACUCGCUGCACAGUUCCAGACACACCGAUUUCCUGAUAAGAUUCUACCCAGGCGAUUUGCCCUGACCACCAAGAUUCCUGAUACAAAGGGGUGUCAUAAGUGCUGCAUUGUGCGUAAUCCGUACAAAGGCCAUAAGUACCUGUGUGGAGCAUUGCAGUACGGCAUCGUUCUGUUACAGUGGUACGAACCAAUGCAGAGAUUUAUGCUUAUAAAACAUUUUGAUUUCCCAUUACCGAGUCCUCUGCGCGUGUUUGAGAUGUUAGUGGUCCCGGAGCAGGAGUAUCCCAUGGUGUGCGUGGCGGUCAGCCAGGGCACAGAGCCUGGCCAGGUUGUCCGCUUUGAAACUAUCAACCUUAACUCCUGUUCCUCCUGGUUUACUGAGAUCGGCUCAACUGCGAAUCAGGUCGAUGCUAUUCACGUCACUCAGUUGGAAAGAGACACUGUGCUUGUGUGUUUGGACAAAAAUCUAAAGAUUGUGAAUCUGCAGGGGAAGCUUAAGUCCAAUAAGAAACUGGCUUCUGAGCUCAGCUUUGAGUUUUGCAUCGGUUCUGUGGUGUGUCUACAGGACAGUGUUUUGGCUUUCUGGAAACAUGGUAUGCAGGGGAAGAGCUUCAAAUCUAACGAGGUAACACAGGAGAUUUGUGACCCGAGCAGAGUAUUUCGACUGCUAGGAUCAGACAGGGUGGUGGUUUUGGAGAGCAGACCCACUGAUAACCCGACUGCCUUCAGCAACCUUUACAUCCUGGCGGGCCAUGAGAACAGUUACUAGCCUGAUACAUGCUGAUUCCUGUAGGAAGCACCACAGUGUGCCUUGUGGAUCAGAGAUGUUCGCCAGUGUUCUCUAUUUUCUAGUCGUUUUUUGGCGAGCAGUACAGCUCUCGAUUAAGAGCAGCCUUGAAGACAACGUGAGCGAAAUGCUUACUUCAGCUUGUGUCCUACUAAAUCCAGGAAUGGAUUCUUGAAGCUGUCACAGGUCACACAUCCUUCUGGCUCUCCUGUUGGCCUAUGACCAAUUUAGAAGCAUGUCAGAUGGUAACGGGGGAUGCAGUAAACAAGACAGACAUGCCAAGCUCUGCUGCCAGCUAUUACCUAACCAGCGAUACUGCAACAAAGUUAUAGCAUAAAGUGCCUUUCAAGGGCUGUGCAUUUUAAACUCUUUCAGGAACAGACCUCACUCUCUUUCCUGUGUGUUUAACUCAGUGUACAACUAAACCAGACUGUUCAUUCUGAUCUAAAGCAUAAUUGAAAUAUAAUUCUUAUAUUGGGAGUAUUACCAGGAAUGGAUUGGUUUGGGAGAAAGAGAUGGGACAUUUUGCUUAUUGGCUGUUUAAAGUGUAAUUUAUUAAGCUGUAGCCUUAUUGUAUUUUUAUGAGUUACCCAGAAUGCACCUGAAUUGCUCACUUUCUAUCCGAGCUGGACUCAGCAGCGCUGCAUCGUUAUUUUACUGCUAUAUAUAUAUGUAAAAAAAAAAAAAAAAGAGUUUCUUUCUCCUGCUUUGGUUACAUUUCAGAACCCAGGUAUGUAAAAUGGUAUUCUUUUGUAUUCUAACUUUUAUUCAAUAUUUGCACCAUGUAAGCACUUUUGUACAAUAUUUGUUUUGUAUUUAAGAAUGACAAAAUACGGGAGAUGCUAGGUUUUCAUUGACUUGCAAAGUAUUUCCAUGGCUUCAGCUCUAAUGUAUGGCCGUCUCUUUGUAAUAAAAAGGACUGUUAACAAGA